AUGGAUCCACAACAAUUUGCUCAAUUCACGAGUUUUCAAAAAACAAUGCUCGAAAAAUUAGUGACACAAAGUCAGACACCACAAGUGAGUAUAGCGGCUCAAGGGAAUGCAUUCAAUACGGCAUUACUACCCAAUUUCGAAUGUUUCGAUGCGAAGAAAGAGUCAUUCCGGAAUUAUAAACAACGGUUUGAAAAUUAUCUCGAAAUGAAAAACAUUAUUAACAACAAGGAAUAUUGCACAAAAUUAUUACUUAACUCAAUCGGCGCAAAGAAUUUUAACAUGAUUGCAGCUCUCGCGGCACCAAAGACACCCAGCGAGUUAACAGAUGAGGAAUUAAUGAGUCUAUUAGAGAAGCAUUUAGCGCCCAAAAGGAACAUCCUGGUGGCUCAACAUCAAUUUCUCUCCAAAUAUCAAUCAUCCAAAGCUAUCGCACUCGAAACUUCAAAAAUCGACUCAAAAGAAUUAGCACAGAAAGCGUCAACUUCAACGCCAUCCACGGAUAUUAACAAAGUUACGAGGCAUUCAAGGAAGAACGAUUAUCAACAGAGAAAUCGUAAUCGAUCCCAGCAACGUUCAUCGAAAAACCCAACAAAAGCUAAAGGACAGUCAAAAUCGAAAAUCGAUUACGUGGAAUUAGGCAUUGAAGGACUAUGUCUCAGAUGCGGAAGAGAUAAUCAUUUAACAAAAGACUGCAGAACAGACAGAUCUAAUCUCAAAUGCUCCGGUUGUGAUAAAAGUGGUCACAUAAUAAAGCGUAUAGUCGAUAUUUACCAGAAUCACCAGCCCUCAACAAAAGAGAUUAAGCGUUAUUACACGCAUGUCAACAUAGAAGGAAAAACUGUCGAAUUUGAAAUCGACUCUGGCUCAGGAUAUACUUUCCUACCAAGAAAUGUAUUCACCAAGUUGAAUCUGAAGACGCCUUUACUCCCAACGUCGAUAGGGUUUCGAUCAUAUACACAGAAUGUAUUUACUCCCGAUGGAAAAAUUAGAGUGAAUGUCAACUACAAAGGGAAAUCGAUACAAGAGGAAAUCUACAUCGUACCGGAAGGAUACACAGCUUUAUUGGGCCGAAUCUGGAUUCGACGACUAAAAAUUGACUUGAAUGAGAUCGAUCGACAACACUCAACUACUUCAUCGAUACUCGCAAUCAAUACCAAUGAAAUUGAGGAGAUUACGACUAAAUACCCAGAUGUCUUCGAAGAAAAAAUUGGCUGUGUCCCUAAAUUCAAAGUAUCAUUAAAAUUGCGAAGUAAUACAACACCAGUUUUCAACCGAGAACGUGAAAUUCCAUACGCACUACAGAGCCGAGUUGAAAAUGAACUAAACACACUCGAAUCUACAGGAAUUAUCACGAAGACAGAAACAAGCGACUGGGGAUCACCAUUGGUAGUCAUUCCCAAAGCCGAUGGAGGUGUACGCUUAUGUGUCGACUAUAAAAUAGGAGUGAAUGAUCGUCUUAUAAAUGCACACUACCCAAUCCGGAAGAUAGACGAUAUUCUCAACAGUUUACGUAGUUCUCGCUACUUUUGCUGGCUGGAUCUAUUCAAGGCGUAUUUACACAUCCCAGUCGACGAUCAAUCCAGCGAAAUCCAAACUAUUUCGACACAUCGAGGCACUUAUC
Molecule: messenger RNA, 1621 nt
Organism: Vollenhovia emeryi
Lineage: Eukaryota; Metazoa; Arthropoda; Insecta; Hymenoptera; Formicidae
Exons: 3
Molecular function (GO): zinc ion binding; nucleic acid binding
Source: RefSeq, a predicted model, not a curated record